Strongylus vulgaris is the source of this 219-nucleotide messenger RNA. The record is from the annotation of a GenBank genome assembly. Lineage: Eukaryota; Metazoa; Nematoda; Chromadorea; Rhabditida; Strongylidae.
AUGCUACGAGACAAGGCACCCGGCACUUUUGUAGUUCGCGACUCGAACAGUUUCCCAGGAGCAUUUGGGCUAGCUCUAAAAGUCGCUACACCUCCACCCGGAGUUGCUCCAGGUAAGCGCUUUGUUUACCCGCUGAUUGAAAAUUGUCUUGCCUCGCUUGAAUGGAUUAUCCAAAACAAAGCAGUUAGGUUGUUUGUCCACGCAGCCUGGCAAGUGUAG